AUGUCCAAUGUCUCCUCUUAUAAUGAAGCUGUUGCAAAUAUGCGGCAGCGGGAGUAUCCCAUGCUUCAAGAUGCCACGUAUCUCGACCAUGCUGGUGCCGCGCUUUACUCCAAAAGUCUCAUGGACCAAUUUGCUGCUGAGAUGACUUCUACUCUUUUUGGAAAUCCACAUUCGGCCUCGGUGCCCUCCCAGAGUUCUACCUCACGGAUUGAAAAUAUCCGUCUGCGGCUGCUGAGCUUCUUCCAUGCUGAUCCCUGUGACUUUGAUCUCAUCUUUGUGGCCAAUGCCACUGCUGGUGUUAGGCUGGUUACUGAAGGGUUUCGUACCCAGCCCCGAGGCUUCCAUUAUGCCUACCAUCAAGCUUGCCACACAAGUCUUGUAGGAAUCCGUGGAGAAGCGAUCAAGAGUACCUGCCUUGAUGAUGCAGCGCUCGGUUCUUGGACACAAGAUGGCACACAUUUGGCAGCCUUUUCGAACCCCGAAUCCCCAACUUUGGUUGCCUACACAGCCCAAUCACACCUGGAUGGCCGCAGGUAUCCCUUGUCAUGGUCUAAGUCUAUAAGGGACGUAGGUCGUGUUUCCUCCAAUGCACUCGUGUUCACUCUACUCGAUGCGGCAUCUUUUGUUGCCACAUCGCCUUUGGACCUAAGCAAUCCAGAUAUAGCACCGGACUUCACUGUGCUGAGCCUCUACAAGAUAUUCGGCUUCCCUGACUUGGGAGCUUUGAUUGUACGGCGUGAAGCUGAAAACAUCUUUGACUUCCGGAAAUACUUUGGAGGUGGCACUGUAGAUCUGGUAUUAUGCAGUAAGGAAGAGUGGCAAGUCCCAAAAAGCGAAUCCUUACACGACCGACUGGAGGAUGGCACACUUCCAUUCCACAAUAUCCUGGCACUUGAUAUCGCACUCACAGUUCAUCAGAGAUUAUUUGGAUCUAUGAUGCAAGUUAAGGAACAUACUGAAAACCUGUCCUUGUCUCUACGCUCCGGGUUACGAGAUAUGUUACAUGGAAACGGGAACCCAGUCUGUAUCAUUUAUCCGAGCCAACAGUCCGAUAUAUUCCCAUCUACGCCUGAUAUGGGCCCUGUCAUAUCAUUCAAUAUCAAGAACUCUGCUGGAGCAUGGGUCAGCCUUGUCGAAUUCGAAAAGCUAGCGGCUGUUCGGAAAUUUCAUUUACGCACUGGAGCGAUGUGCAGCCCCGGAGGGAUAUCAUCGGCAUUGAAUUUAGAACCAUGGGAGAUGAAGAGAAACUUCUCGAAUGGGCUUCGCUGCGGGUCAGAGAACGAUAUCAUGGGCGGUAAACCAACCGGGGUGAUAAGGGUCAGCCUAGGGGCCAUGAGCACAAUGUCAGACGUCGAGAAGUUCCUGGCAUUUGUGCAGGAGUUCUUCGUGGAGGCCAAGGCUCAAGGGCCUGGAAUGAUGACCAGAGAAGUAGAUUCUCUCGGGCAACAGCCGUCGCUGUCUGUCAAAACGAUUACAGUAUACCCGAUAAAAAGCUGUGGAGGGUUUGUCGUCCCGGCCCAUAUGCCCUGGGAAAUUCGAUCCGAAGGUCUUGCUUGGGAUCGUGAAUGGUGUCUAGUCCACGCGGGGACAGGCCAAGCUCUUAGCCAGAAACGAUACCCGAAAAUGGCUCUUCUCCGGCCAGUAUUGGACUUUGAAACUGGCUUUCUUCGAGUUAAUUACAGAGGGACUCCAAGAAAGCAAGUUUCCGUCCCCUUGUCAAAUAAUCCUGCCCUCUUCGACAAGGCCGACCGCCAGAUGGCAUCACGAGUAUGCGGGGAUAAAAUAUCAGCACACAGGUAUAUUUCCGCUGAGAUCAAUGGGUUCUUCUCGGAGGUAUUAAAUGUGCCAUGUGUUCUCUCUCGUUUUCCGCCAGGAGGCCAAGGGUCAAGCAGCCGCUCCUCAAAAGCACGGAUGCAGUCACAUCAGCUGCAAAAGCAAUCUUGCAGGCUUCCUGGAGCAUUCCCCGACAUACCAUCUCCACCAGAAUCAGAUUCUGAACAGCCAGAGGAUAGCAAGAUCCUUCUGUCUAAUGAGAGCCCCAUCCUGAUGAUCCACGAGUCCAGUGUUGAAGCACUAAAUCAAGACAUCACGCAUCAGGGAGAGCCCCCAAUUGAUGCCGCUGUUUUCCGGGCCAACAUUGUUGUUCAUUCUUCCAAUUUAAGCGAACAUCAUCCGCCAUUUUCUGAAGAUAUGUGGCGAUCGUUACAUAUUGGGCAACAUAAUUUCAAACUUCUAGGUGCUUGUCAACGGUGCCAGAUGGUUUGUGUUGACCAGUCUACUGGCGAGAAGCGACAGGAACCCUUUACGACAUUGUCUAAAACACGAAGGUUCGGCGGAAAGGUUUACUUUGGAUCACACAUGGCAUUGAAUUCAAAAGGGCGAACGGAAACAAAUGAAACACAACAUCCAGUCAUUCAAGUGGGCGAUACCGUUUGGGUAGAUUUACCAUCGUCACCGAGCUAA
Molecule: messenger RNA, 2463 nt
Organism: Clonostachys byssicola
Lineage: Eukaryota; Fungi; Ascomycota; Sordariomycetes; Hypocreales; Bionectriaceae
Source: the annotation of a GenBank genome assembly